UUCUCAAAAAUCUCGAUAAAUAAAUUAUUUUCUCUUCUCCAAAAUUCAACUCAAUAAUCCCUUCCCUGGUUCCCAUCAUGGACGAAUUAGAAGAAACCCUACUCACCCAAAUCGACUGGGAAUCGUUCCUCGACGACAUACCUGAACUUAACGUCGAUGAUUUUUUGCAGGACGACAACGCCGUUCCUGUUGUUACCGACAAUCAUUCCUCCCCGAACGACGACCCCGUUUUGUCCGAGAUCGAGAACAUGCUCAUGACGCAGGCCGAAAACGACGCUGUCGUUUUGCCCGAGACGCCGUCUUCGGAGGCCGGGUAUUACAAGCUCUUCGAGGAGAUUCUGGUGGAGGAGCCCAAGGAAGGACCCGUGAGCCCGCCUUCAAAAAUAGAGUCCGAGGAAGGCUCCGACAAAGACAAGACCGAUGAUGCUGCUUCCGAUGAACCCAUGUCGAAGAAAUUAAAGAGGCAGUUGAGGAACAGGGAUGCUGCUGUGAGGUCAAGGGAGAGGAAGAAGUUGUAUGUGAAAAACCUUGAGAUGAAGAGUAGGUACCUAGAAGGGGAAUGCAGAAGACUGGGGCAUUUGCUCCAGUGCUGCUAUGCUGAGAACAACGCUUUGCGGCUUUGCUUGCAAUUGCGUGGUACAUAUGGUGCUUCAAUGACCAUGCAGGAGUCUGCUGUGCUCUUGUUGGAACCUCUGCUGUUGGGUUCCCUGCUGUGGUGCAUGGGCAUCAUAUGCCAUCUCAGUCUGCCUCUAAUGCUGUGGGUUGCAGCAGUACUUCCAAGAGAAAACAUCGAGCAGAAGGGCCUAAGAAGGGUAACUCAAAAAGGAUCAGAAAGUAAGAUCUCUGAGUGUUUCCAGAUGCAAUCAUUUUUAAAGAGUAGAAAAAGCCGAGCUUCAAGAACAAAGAUGAAAUUCAAUUUUAUAGUGUUCUAAUGUUCUAUAACUUCUGAAGUGGGGGCUCUAAGGUUUUCUAUUCAUCUCUUCUUUCUUUCGUUCGUUUUCUCUUUUGUUUUAUUGGAUUUAUAAAUACGGUCGAACUUGUUAGAGGUUCUGUGAUAUGCUUUUUUAGGUGCUGUUCUUGUAACUUAUAUUGGGACCAUAACAUGUUGCGUUCUUAUCUUUAACAUAGACGUCGUUUUGAGUUUUUGGCAGUUCAAUGAAACUUAUUGUUUGCACCA
Glycine soja is the source of this 1177-nucleotide messenger RNA. Its product is annotated as bZIP transcription factor 50. The coding region runs from base 78 to 932 and encodes 284 amino acids. Gene Ontology annotation, biological process: regulation of DNA-templated transcription. NCBI's taxonomy places the organism in Eukaryota, Viridiplantae, Streptophyta, Magnoliopsida, Fabales, Fabaceae. Gene Ontology annotation, molecular function: DNA-binding transcription factor activity. The record is from RefSeq and is a predicted model, not a curated record. The transcript has 3 exons.